This is a messenger RNA of Colletotrichum costaricense, 246 nucleotides long. RefSeq lists its product as uncharacterized. The transcript has a single exon. The record is from RefSeq and is a predicted model, not a curated record. Lineage: Eukaryota; Fungi; Ascomycota; Sordariomycetes; Glomerellales; Glomerellaceae. The coding region runs from base 1 to 246 and encodes 81 amino acids.
AUGGGCAAACACCAACUAUACCCACUGUCCACUAUGGUAUGGAUCUGCUGCUGCCGCUGCCAAAACAAACCAUCAAAAGUGCUUGGUGGUUUGUGCUUUUCUGGUGAAGCAACGACACAGCGUCCAACCGUCUCGGUGCGACGUUUGGGGGCCUGUGUUCUGCCUUGUGUUAUUUCUCCGACUCGCGUGUCCAUCGAUCCCUUGAGGUUAUCCCCUGUCUGUAGCCAAAGUCCCUGCCGAGUCUGA